AUGGCACGAUCAUCCUCACCUCGAUAUGAUCUCCUCCCACAAAACUCCCCCGACGUCAAGGACUCUACCUACGAAUUCAUGGAUAAAUCAUUUUCCCCGUGGCGCUUAGCAUCGAAGCUUCUACGGGCUUUUAGAAGAAUCUGCAAACCAACAUACAUCUUCCUAUUCUUCAUCUUGUUUCUAUGCUGGCAAAUCAUCCUCAACGCGAGUUAUACGAACCCCCCGAAAUUCUCAAUACCUAGCGAUGAAAAGGUAUUUAUCGCGGCGAAUAUAGUGGAUGCGAAACUUAUAGAUGGUUUAUGGGGGGAUAAUUUGGUCGCCCUGGUCGACGCAAUUGGGAAGGAGAGAGUUUUUGUUAGUGUGUAUGGAGGACCUAAGAAUUCGUUGGUGAGACUUGAGGGGAGGCUACAUGGUGUGCAGAAGAAGAUUGUAGCAGAGGUGGACGAUGCUAUUGAUCUUUCGGCUUUACAUCGCAUUACAUUGCCUAGUGGACAGACAAGGAUCAAGAGAAUCGAAUAUCUUGCCGAUGUGAGGAAUAAGGCUUUGGAUCCUAUAACAUCUGGGGAGAUGACGGAGAAAUAUGAUAGAGUACUUUUCUUGAAUGAUGUGCUCUUCGAGGUGGAGGGUGCGAUGAGGCUUUUGUGGGGGACGAAUAUCAAUGAGGAGGGGAGGGCGGAGUAUAAGGCCGUUUGUGGUACGGAUUUUAUUUCGAGUUGGAAGUUCUAUGAUACUUAUGCUACGAGGGAUACCGAGGGCUAUAGUAUUGGUGUUACAAUCUUCCCAUGGUUUGGAGGAAAGGGAGAGAGUACUAGUCGAAAUGAUGUUUUGGCUGGCAAAGAUGCCGUCAGAGUCAAGAGUUGUUGGGGCGGUAUCGUGGCUUUCGAUGCGAGAUUUUUUCAGACAAAAAUUGCCAAUACUACCUCUUCGAUUUCGAAAGAAAGAGAACCUGAAGACUCAGAUCAUAUCUAUGAACGUUCAACCUCACCCACAGAACUUCCACUCAAAUUUCGAUCCGAACCAGAAUCCUUCUGGGAUUCUUCCGAAUGCUGUCUUAUUCAUGCCGAUAUCCUCGCUACCCCCGAUUUUCCAGAUUUUACUACAAAUACCAACGAGAAUUGGGGUGAAGGAAUUUUCAUGAAUCCUUUCGUGAGAGUGGCAUAUGAUGCGAGAUCAUUCAACAACAUUAAAUACGCUAAGAGAUUCGAACGGUUAUUUGUGCCAUGGCAAGCUAUGAUCAAUUAUCUUGCACAUCUACCACGAUUUAAUGAUAGAAGAGGAGAGCAAGGAGGGGAUAUUGUGGAAGAUAGGUUAUGGAUCCCUAACUCGUUCACGACGGAACAAGAACAAGCUGCGAUCGAUCUACAAAAGGAUUUUGGUGGAAAAUAUGGUAAUGCUCCUAAAUCCGCGGACAUUAAGAAACAAGAAAAACGAGAUCUAGGUGAUGAGGAUUCCACUUGGCAAGGUCUCGAUUCCCUCCAAGCAUCAUCAGCAUCCUCGUAUUUUUCCGCCAUCGUCGGAGGUCUUAAAUCACGUUCCGAGAGUUCCCCGCCAUCGAGGAUUAUGCAUGCAAAAAGAGAGAUGACCCCAAGUGAGUGGGCGAUGGCAAAACCGAAGGAAUACUGGGGAAAAGAGGGACAUUAUGUGGAUUAUCAGAGAGUGGCGAGGAAGGGGGGAUAUUGUGGGGUGAGGCAGUUGACGGUUCUGAGGGAGGGGGUUAUUGGGGUCGGGGAGAAGGGGUGGGAAAAUUUGAGGGGUGAGGUGCCACCUAGGGAGGAAGGAAGAUAA
Messenger RNA from Sclerotinia borealis F-4128, 1785 nucleotides. The record is from the annotation of a GenBank genome assembly. NCBI's taxonomy places the organism in Eukaryota, Fungi, Ascomycota, Leotiomycetes, Helotiales, Sclerotiniaceae.